Molecule: messenger RNA, 1155 nt
Organism: Laccaria bicolor S238N-H82
Lineage: Eukaryota; Fungi; Basidiomycota; Agaricomycetes; Agaricales; Hydnangiaceae
Product: putative magnesium transporter, CorA-like protein
Exons: 7
Coding region: 1-1155 (384 amino acids)
Biological process (GO): intracellular magnesium ion homeostasis; magnesium ion transmembrane transport
Cellular component (GO): plasma membrane
Molecular function (GO): magnesium ion transmembrane transporter activity
Source: RefSeq, a predicted model, not a curated record
AUGCCAUCGGGAGUUGGAGGCGGGGGAAUCCUCAAUACUGGACACGACAGACCCUAUCGGUUCUCUUUCUAUUCCAAUGCGCUCUCCGCCACAAUCCACGCCCGGAGUCUCAGCGAGCUGCCUGCAGAAGGCCAGACCCCUCCUCCAGCCUCUUUCUUUUCGAACUCCACGACUCUGAAUAAAAACAAAACGAACGGCAUGAAUGGGGAUAACGAUUCAGACGGAAACACUUGGUGGCUAGACGUCCAAAGUCCCACAGACGACGAGAUGAAAAUGCUCAGCAAGGUGUUUUCGAUACAUCCACUCACAACAGAAGAUAUUCUCAUGGAAGAGACGCGUGAAAAGAUCGAACUCUUCCGCAACUACUACCUCGUCUGUUUCCGCAGCUUUGAUCAAGACCCCUACAGCCCAACUCAUUUAGAACCUCUGAACAUGUAUAUUAUUGUUUUUAGAGAAGGAAUAUUAUCCUUCCACUUCCGUCCCACCCCACAUCCGCAAAACGUUCGCCGCAGAAUCAAGCAACUGAAAGAUUACAUCUCUGUAACAUCGGAUUGGAUUUCCUACGCCCUCAUCGAUGACAUUACUGACGCCUUUGGUCCCUUGAUACAAGGCAUUGAAUACGAGGUCGACAGCAUUGACGAACUGGUGCUGAUACUCAAAGAGGCGGAGCAGAGCGACAUGUUGAGGCGCAUCGGGACAUGCAGAAAAAAAGUCAUGGGACUUUUAAGGCUCAUGGGAAACAAGGCCGACGUCGUCAAAGGCCUGGCCAAGAGAUGCAACGAGAAUUGGAGGGUCGCACCAACGUCGGAUAUUGGUCUAUAUCUGUCUGAUAUACAGGACCAUCUUAUUACGAUGACCCAAAAUCUGAAUCACUAUGAAAAAAUUUUGUCACGCUCGCACUCCAACUACCUCGCGCAAAUCUCCAUCGAAAUGACAGACGCGAACAAUCAAAUCAAUGACGUUUUAUCGAAAUUGACAGCCCUUGGUACCGUGCUCAUUCCUAUGAAUCUCGUAACGGGUAUUUGGGGUAUGAACGUUCACGUUCCAGGACAGGACGUACCAGGUUAUGCAUGGUUUAUCUCCAUCGUCUCAUGUCUUGCAGUUUUCGCCGUCGUUGGUGGUUAUUCAACCUACAAGUUCAUGUCCCGCAAAUGA